Messenger RNA from Ostreococcus lucimarinus CCE9901, 375 nucleotides. RefSeq lists its product with no specific name. Bases 1 to 375 code for a protein of 124 amino acids. Lineage: Eukaryota; Viridiplantae; Chlorophyta; Mamiellophyceae; Mamiellales; Bathycoccaceae. The record is from RefSeq and is a predicted model, not a curated record. The transcript has a single exon.
AUGUCGACGGCGACGUCGACGCGCGCGCUCGGCGCCGCGCGCGCGACGACGACGAGAAACACCGCGCCGCGCGCGACGACGACGCGGCGCGCGCGCGCGCGCGUCGACAGAGUCGAGGUCCUCGCGCGCGCGGAGAGCGUGGAUAGCGACGGCGCGAACGGCGCGAACGACGCGAACGACGGCGAGCGGGGCGCCGUCGACGGGCGAGACGCGGAGUAUUACAAAGGAUUCGUCACCGAACCCGUGGCGGUGGAUCUGGAGGAGCGCGACAUCUGGACGCCGACGAUUAAUUUGGUGACGAGGAGCGCCGUCGUGUUGGCCGGGUUGUUCGCGGCGUUUCUUUGGAGUAACGGGCUGCCUCCGUUCGCCGGGUGA